Messenger RNA from Globicephala melas (long-finned pilot whale), 6699 nucleotides. RefSeq names its product immunoglobulin superfamily member 3 (gene IGSF3). NCBI's taxonomy places the organism in Eukaryota, Metazoa, Chordata, Mammalia, Artiodactyla, Delphinidae. The record is from RefSeq and is a predicted model, not a curated record. Gene Ontology annotation, cellular component: membrane.
GGGGAGGGGCCGGAGCGCGGCCGCCGGUGCCGCUGCCGGAGCAGAGAGAGGAGGUGGCGCGUCCCUAGGGGCGUGCGCCAGGACAGACGGACCGACGGACCGACGCGCGAAGGGAGAGGGCCGGCGGCGAGAGAGCUGCUGGCAUUGUGGGACCGCUUCAGGGCUGCCGAAAGAACGCCAACUUGCUUCGUGUGUUGCGGGCAGGUCUGGGGCAGGUGGUAGCCCCGUGAUCCACCAUCAUGCGUGGAGACGGACUUUUUGAUGAAGAAACCCAGAGCAGUCGAUGCCGACCAGGGCGAUUUGGCUGUCAAAGGUUUUGACAAAACCUGCCCCGUUCCCUUUGGGGAAUCCGAAUGAGGGAGAUUACAGACACCUUCACUGCGAAGCCAAGGACAUUUCUGUAUAAUCAGUGGAUGAAAGGAUUUUCUCAGACUCUUUCUUUCCUUUUCCUUGAGGAUUAAUCCACCGCAAUCUACAAUUACAGUGGAAACCACAAGGCACAGGAUGUGGCACGAGCCUCCAGCGCCGUCCGAAUUGUUUUGGACCCUUCCUUUAGCCUAGGGGAGUUUAACACUUGCCACCCGCCGCCCCUCCCCCACUCCCUCCUGCUGAGCUCUUUAACCUGUUCUCAUUCCCUGAGUUAAGUUCUCUUUCCAAAACUGUCUUCUGGAGCUCUAAGUGGAUUGCCAGAAAUGAGAGAUUAAGUGCUGGGAGAAGAGGAAGCGCCCUGUGUUGUGUCUCCUCUCAGCUGCCGACAUGAAGUGCUUUCUCCCAGUGCUGAGCUGUCUGGCUGUGCUGGGGGUAGUGUCAGCACAGCGGCAAGUCGCCGUCCAGGAAGGACCCUUGUACCGCACAGAGGGCUCCCACAUCACCAUCUGGUGCAACGUCAGUGGCUACCAGGGGCCUUCUGAGCAGAAUUUCCAGUGGUCCAUUUACCUGCCUUCCGCCCCUGAGCGCGAGGUCCAGAUCGUCAGCACCAUGGACUCUUCCUUCCCUUACGCCAUCUAUACCCAGCGUGUCCGCAGCGGGAAGAUCUACGUGGAGAGGGUCCAGGGGAACUCGGCUUUAUUGCAUAUCACCGAUCUCCAGGCCCGGGAUGCUGGGGAGUAUGAAUGCCACACGCCCAACACCGAUGAGCGAUACUUCGGGAGUUACAGUGCCAAGAUGAACCUCAUGGUGAUCCCGGACUCCCUGCAGUCCACUGCUGUGCGCCACACUCUGCACAGAGUGGAGCAGGACCCCCUAGAGCUCACGUGUGAGGUGGCCACGGAGACGUUACAGCACAGCCACCUGUCCGUGGCCUGGCUGCGGCAGCGGGGCGGCGAGAAGCCGGUGGAGGUCAUUGCCCUGAGCCGGGAUUUUGUGCUGCAGUCGAGCAGCGACUACGCGCAGAGGCAGAGCCUGGGGGAGGUGCGCCUGGACAAGCUGGGGAGCAGCACCUUCCGCCUCACCGUCUUCCACUUGCAGCCCUCCGACCAGGGCGAGUUCUACUGCGAGGCCACCGAGUGGAUCCAGGACCCAGACGGCUCGUGGUACCCGAUGACCCGCAAGCGUUCUGAGGGGACUGUGGUCAACGUCCAGCCCACCGACAAAGAGUUCACCGUUCGGCUGGAGACCGACAAGCGGCUGUAUACGGUAGGUGAACCGGCGGAGUUCAGGUGCAUCCUGGAGGGGCAGAACACUCCCGACCGUUACUUUGCCGUCUCCUGGGCCUUCAACAGCUCGCUCAUUGCCAGCAUGGGGCCGAAUGCUGUGCCGGUCCUCAACAGUGAGUUCACCCAUCGGGAGGCCAGGGGCCAACUCAAAGUGGCCAAGGAGAGCGACAACGUCUUCGUGCUGAAGAUUUACCACCUCCGCCAGGAGGACAGUGGGAAAUACAACUGUCGUGUGACAGAGAGAGAGAAAACAGUCACCGGGGAAUUCAUCGACAAGGAGAGCAAGCGUCCCAAGAACAUCCCCAUCAUCGUCCUCCCCAUCAAGAGCAGCAUCUCGGUGGAGGUGGCCAGCAAUGCCAGCGUCGUCCUGGAGGGUGAGAAUCUACACCUCUCCUGCAGCAUCCGCACAGCGGGUAGACCACUAGGCCGCUUCUCCGUCAUCUGGCAGCUGGUGGACAGGCAGAACCGCCGCAGCAACAUCAUGUGGCUGGACCGGGACGGCACCGUGCAGCCUGGCACGUCCUACUGGGAGCGCAGCAGCUUUGGGGGCGUCCAGAUGGAGCAGGUGCAGCCCAACUCGUUCAGCCUGGGCAUCUUCAACAGCAGGAGGGAGGACGAGGGCCAGUACGAAUGCCACGUGACCGAAUGGGUGCGUGCAGUGGAUGGCGAGUGGCAGGUCGUGGGGGAACGCCGGGCCAGUACCCUCGUGUCCAUCACGGCUCUCGAAACGGGCUUUGCAGUCACUGCCAUCUCCCGCACGCCGGGGGUGACCUACAGUGACUCUUUUGACCUGCAGUGCAUCAUCAAACCCCAUUACCCCACCCGGGUCCCCGUGUCAGUGACGUGGCGGUUCCAGCCGGUGGGCACCGCCGAGUUCCAUGACCUGGUGACCUUUACCCGGGAUGGAGGAGUCCAGUGGGGGGAGAGGUCCUCCAGCUUCCGGACCCGAACGGCCAUUGAAAAGGCUGAGUCCAGCAACAACGUCCGUCUGAGCAUCAGCCGGGCCAGCGACACAGAGGCGGGCAAGUACCAGUGUGUGGCGGAGCUGUGGCGGAGGAACUACAACAACAGCUGGACGCGGCUGGCCGAGAGGACCUCCAACCUGCUGGAGAUCAGGGUGCUGCAGCCAGUGACAAAGUUGCAGGUGAGCAAAUCAAAGAGGACCCUCACCCUGGUGGAAAACAGGCCCAUCCAGCUGAACUGUUCAGUCAAGUCCCAGACCAGCCAGAACUCCCACUUCGCCGUGCUCUGGUACGUCCACAAGCCCUCGGACGCCGACGGCAAACUCAUCCUCAAAACCACCCACAACUCCGCCUUUGAGUACGGCACCUACGCCGAGGAGGAGGGCCUGAGAGCCAGGCUGCAGUUUGAGAGGCACGUGUCUGGGGGUCUGUUCAGCCUCACUGUCCAGAGAGCCGAGGUCAGCGACAGCGGCAGCUACUACUGCCAUGUGGAAGAGUGGCUGCUGAGCCCCAACUACGCCUGGUACAAGCUGGCAGAGGAGGUUUCGGGGCGCACGGAAGUCACUGUGAAGCAGCCAGACAGCCGCCUGAAGCUCAGCCAGGCGCAGGGCAACCUGUCGGUGCUGGAGACGCGGCAGGUGCAGCUGGAGUGUGUGGUCCUGAACCGCACGAGCGCGGCCUCCCAGCUGCUGGUGGAGUGGUUCGUGUGGAAGCCCAAUCACCCAGAGCGGGAGACCUUGGCCCGCCUGAGUCGCGAUGCCACCUUCCACUACGGAGAGCAGGCGGCCAAGAACAACCUGAAGGGCCGGCUGCACUUGGAGAGCCCUUCCCCGGGCGUGUACCGGCUCUUCAUCCAGAACGUGGCGGUGCAGGACAGCGGAACCUACAGCUGCCGCGUCGAGGAGUGGCUGCCCAGCCCUGGUGGCACGUGGUACAGACGGGCAGAGGACACCGCUGGCCAGACGGCUGUUCAAGUCGUGCGACCAGAUGCCGCCCUGCAGGUGGACACGGUGGUCCCCAAUGCCACGGUGUCCGAGAAGGCGGCUUUCCAGCUAGACUGUAGCAUCGUGUCUCGCUCCAGCCAGGACUCCCGCUUCGCUGUGGCCUGGUACUCCCUGAGGACUAAAGCUGGAGGGAAAAGGGGCAGCCCUGGCCUGGAAGAUGGGGAGGAGGAAGGGGAGGAGGGGGAAGAAGAGGAGGAAGAGGACCCCACAGAGCGGACGGCCCUGCUGAGCGUGGGCCCAGACGCUGUCUUCGGCCCAGAGGGCAGCCCCUGGGAGGGCAGGCUUCGCUUCCAGAGGCUCUCCCCGCUACUCUACCGGCUCACAGUGCUGCAGGCAAGCCCUCGGGACACGGGCAACUACUCCUGCCGCGUGGAGGAGUGGCUGCCCAGCCCUCAGAAGGAAUGGUACCGGCUGACGGAGGAAGAGUCCGCCCCCAUCGGCAUCCGGGUUCUGGACACAAGUUCCACCCUGCAGUCCAUCAUCUGCUCCAACGACGCGCUCUUCUACUUCGUCUUCUUCUACCCUUUCCCUAUCUUUGGCAUCCUUAUCAUCACCAUCCUGCUGGUGCGCUUCAAGAGCCGGAACUCCAGCAAGAACUCCGACGGGAAGAAUGGGGUGCCCCUGUUGUGGAUCAAGGAACCACACCUCAACUACUCCCCCACUUGCCUGGAGCCCCCUGUGCUCAGUAUCCACCCAGGAGCCAUAGACUAAGGGGACCCCUGGCGGUCAUAAGCCACAGAGGAGCUGAGGCUCUCCCCACUGCCUCUUGCUCUGCGAUCAGACAGCGGACAGCACCCGACCUCUGGGGCGCUCCCACGGAACGCGGUCGGACUUGCGAAGCGUUCGGAGUCGCCGCUCAGCCAGAGGCGGACCGCCUCUAGGUGGCAGUCUUGGUUGGUUAUAGCUAUUUUCGAGCAGGUGGCGCCAUCCUGCCGAAUUAGGUUGCUUGUUUCUGUUUUCGGUAAUGUGGUGAGUAGCUCCUGGUGCCACGUCUACUCACUGGUUUAUAUAGCAUUCUCAGAUAUAGAUGUUACAGGGGUUCUUAUUCUUUGUAAGGGACGCUUUUUCAAUCCCUUUGGUUUACGCUUUUUGGAUUCCGUCAUGUUGUGGACAAAUUACCCUUAAAUACGACUGAUGGCAGCGGGAAGGACGAACUUUAUAGAGCAAAGGAAUCUUUUCCAAGACUUUUUUUCAUUUUUGCACACUUGAAAAUGCCACCCAUGGAUCAAAAUAUACCCAAACAUUUUUUACUUCCUUAACGAGACUUGAAAAUUAUGUGUAGUGUGGGCCCAAUUUGUAUCUUAUAUUUUCCCUCAGCUGGAGUUGUUGGAACCACUUUGUAGUCAAGAUGAAAGCAUUGAAUUUUGCUUCAAAGAACUGUAUGUACAAGAUAAAUCCUGCAUAACCCCACUAGGAGUAGAUAGCGCCCAGCCUAGCCUAUCUGUUGGGGAGGCAAUAGGCUUCAUCCCAACCUUGCCAAAAAAUGAGCAGACUCUGUUGGAGAACGAGUCAGAAGCUCCAAACAGCACACACUUGGCAAGUUAAAGUGGGCAGAGGGCUGCUUUUAGCAGCUACUGACUUUCAGAUUGAUCAAAGUCACUGAUUAGUGAAAGAAGGAACCAAGGCUGGUCGUUGGUUUGGUCUGUUCUGCAAGGGCAGUCUCUGACUGAUAAUUGCGAGCAGGUGGGCUUCUGUUUUCAGGUGCUUUGCCAAACUCUUAAGGGAAAAUGGCCAGUGAGCCUGCAGAGGGCCCAGCAGCCCCCACAUACACUGUCGGGAGGCACUGGGGGCUGGCUGACAGCUAAGGUUCGUGAACGUUGGGACAGUCAGCCAGCGGUGAGGGGGGGUUUCCAGAGCCAGCCACUGUAGAACAGGGAGGAAUAACUACCUCCCUGGAGAUAUGAAGACUAGGUUUUCCUUCUUCCUUCCAAUUAGAUUUUUCUCAAAGGUACGGAUGUCUCUCUCCUUCGCCGUUUGACCUGCAUCUCACUGCCAUAAGAAUAUCUGCCCAGGUGAGGCCCAGACGCGGCCCUUUGUAAUCUUUAUGGAUUACCUCAUCUCAGCAGAGAGUGACCACAUGCCUUUGUCCGUGGAUUUUUUCUCUUUCCCUUUCUUAGCUCUUGUUUGCGGCUUUAGGUGAUUUGGUUGUUCACUGUCGUGGCAGCUUUUCAUUUGAAUGCCCCUUAAAGCCUGGCGAAGGCCAGCGUCACCUGUUCUUUCGCACUUGCUGGGCAAGAUGCCGGGCUCCGGAGCAUCAUCGGUUGCAAGUGUUUCCUUUCGUGCACUCCACGAAGAUGUCUUCCUGCCCUGGCUUUCUCAAAUUUUGCUGGCCACAAGUUCCAUCUCCCUUCCUUAUGAACUUGCAGUUUGAAUCCCAAGGGAGUUCCCACUUUGGAAAAAACCUCCAGGGAUUCUGGAACUAGGUCUAACCAGAGAGAUUAGUGUGAAACCCUGUUCUGGGACAGAACAGACUCCAGGGGAGCGCUAUAGGAUUCCAGGCCACGUGGGUACUGACCCUCAUUGGCGUGUGCGGGUGUGCAGGGGGCCUGGGUGCUCGGCAGGUGCUUUGAUGUGUCAUAGCCAAGGGGGAAGCAAGGCAACUGCCCAACCGUCUUCUGAGGGGCUUGCAUAGCCUGCCUUCUCUCCCUCCCAGAUACACCGGUCCUCUCCUGUGAGACUGUGUAGGUGCGGCCGCCUGAAUCCCACUGAAGCCUCAUGUGCUCAUCCCCAUUGCUUGUGCUGCAUCAAUGCUGUAGAGGUUACACAGCAGGUGCAGUGUUGAGGACAUAAGGCGGUCUUUGGCCCCAUUUCUUCACUUCAGGGUGUGGGCUUUCAGUGGGAAAUUGCUGGACCUUAAUUCAUAGUCAGCUCGAGAAGACGAUGUACAUUCCCUCUGUCUGAAAGGAAAGAUGCCGGAGGGCUGGCUGGAACUGGGACACAUAAUGAAGAUCUGAGUUUGAAUUGGUUCACAGAAGAAAGAAAAGCCAGUGCUGCACAUAAGUAAGUGAAGCACUUGCAGGAGAUUUGAAAGGAAAAAAGAAACCGAAGCCAGUAUUUUAAUAACUUUUUUUUUUUUUU